Molecule: messenger RNA, 1660 nt
Organism: Musca domestica (house fly)
Lineage: Eukaryota; Metazoa; Arthropoda; Insecta; Diptera; Muscidae
Gene: Alg11
Product: GDP-Man:Man(3)GlcNAc(2)-PP-Dol alpha-1,2-mannosyltransferase
Exons: 5
Coding region: 111-1553 (480 amino acids)
Biological process (GO): protein N-linked glycosylation
Cellular component (GO): endoplasmic reticulum membrane
Molecular function (GO): GDP-Man:Man(3)GlcNAc(2)-PP-Dol alpha-1,2-mannosyltransferase activity
Source: RefSeq, a predicted model, not a curated record
UGUAGAGCUCAUUUUGAUUUUUCGUUUAACGCAGUGGCAACGCUGUGCUUGACCUGUAAAUAUAAUGCUGAUGACAGAAUAUAAUUGUUUCUAUUCUGACUGGGAGAAGAAUGUUUUUAAAAAUAUUAUAUAUUUUAAACGGGCUAGUGGCGUUAUUUGUGAUUGUAUUAGGACUGGCGUUAUAUUGCCUGCGGAAAUAUUUGCAGUCCAGGAAGUCUAAACUUGCGGAUCGAAAUGUGAAUGUUGUAAAUGUUGGUAUUUUCCAUCCGUAUUGUAAUGCUGGUGGUGGUGGAGAGCGUGUUCUGUGGUGUGCAGUCAGAUCUUUGCAGGCAAAAUAUGAUAACAUUAAAAUUCUCAUAUACACUGGGGAUAUUGAAAGCUCACCAAAUGCAAUUUUGGAAAAAGCGAAAAGUGUAUUCAACAUUUACAUAGAAAAAGAUAGCGUUACUUUUGUGUACCUAAAGUUACGGCAUUGGGUUGAAGCAAAAAAAUAUCCCUGUUUCACCCUCCUUGGUCAAAGUAUUGGUUCAAUACUCUUAGGCUUGGAAGCAUUAUGUAAAUUUCCUCCCGACAUAUAUAUUGACACCAUGGGAUAUGCAUUUACGUUACCAUUAUUUCGAUACAUAGGAUGUUGUAAAGUCGGGUGUUAUGUUCAUUAUCCAACAAUAAGUACAGAAAUGUUACGGAGAGUUCAACAGCGUGAAUAUUCCCAUAAUAAUCAUAGUUACGUAGUUCGAAAUCCCUUUUUAACCUGGACAAAAGUUACAUACUACAAGUUAUUUGCUAAGAUGUAUAGUUGGGUUGGCCGUAGUUCGGAAACGAUAAUGGUGAAUUCAUCCUGGACGGAAAACCAUAUAUUGAAUUUGUGGGGUGCACCAUUUAAGACUCACCGUGUUUAUCCACCUUGUGAAGUAAACCAUAUAAAAAAAUUGAAACGCUCAGAAAAUCCUAACAAAAUAAUAAUAUUGUCAGUAGGACAAUUUCGACCAGAAAAAGAUCACCCUCUUCAAUUGCAGACAAUGUAUGAAUUAAGGACUUUAUUGAAUAGGAAUGAGGAAAUGUGGAACAAAAUUCAGCUUGUUAUUCUUGGUUCCUGCAGAAAUGAAUCAGACUACGAACGUCUUAAAAACAUGCAAGACUUAUCAAAACAUCUAUCUUUGGAAAAUAGUGUUGAGUUCAAAGUGAACGUUCCCUACAGUGAACUAUUAGAAAUCUACAAAAUUGCUAGUAUUGGUAUUCAUACAAUGUGGAAUGAACAUUUUGGCAUUGGUAUAGUCGAAUGUAUGGCGGCUGGCCUUAUAAUGGUCGCACACAAAUCUGGAGGGCCCCUAUUGGAUAUAAUUGAAACAUCGGAAGGCUCGCAAAAUGGAUUCCUUGCAACAGACGCUUCUGAAUAUGCCAAUUGUAUAUUAUCAAUAAUCUAUAAUUCCUUGGAACAAAACGAAGUUAUAAGAAAUGCAGCAAGGUCUUCUGUGGAACGCUUUUCUGAGAAAGAAUUCGAAGCAAACUUUCUGCGAGCAAUAAUACCUCUUUUCAAUAAAUACAUUAAGUAAAACUUUCAAAUAACAUCAUGUUGUAAUGCAGAGUUUUAUUCAAAACAUAUGACUUUGAAAUAUAUUUAUAUUAACGAGUUUAAAAUAUAAAUCAAGUUUAAAUGAUA